AUGGAUCCCGGACGAACACCCACGCCCGAAGAAAGACUUCGGCGACAAAGACAUUUGGUACAAAAGUUGAUUGACGAUGCGAAACAUAUUGGUGAAAUAUUAUCGCAAGAAAGACAAAAACUCAAGGACCUUGAAAUUUCACAUGCGGGCGAUCUCGAUAGCAAAAUCAAGCACCUGCGGAUAUCAGGAGAACCUCCAGACCUCGAAGACAUUCCCAUGAGGUCACCGACCAUACUCCCGUCGACUCAUACAGAAAUUGAAGGCGACAAUAGUGUCCAACUCGACUAUGCACCGGGUGAUACGCGAUUCAACCCCUAUUUUAUGGCGAAGUACGGGGCGCCCUCAACGGUUGACGCUCAAAAAAGACCACUGGCAGUGAUAUUCGAUAUUGACGUUCAAAGAUUUGUGGACCAAGAGUUGGAAUCUGGCGACGAUCUGUGGGAUCUCGUCAUUGUAUCGGGACUCCCUUCGACAGGCUUGUCCUGGAGUCUGAGUCCUCCCGUUGCCACCACCGUGGGAGAGUAUUUGUGUCGCCGUUGGCCGGACAUCUCGGAGCUCAUGAGACUGAUAAUUGAACGUUUAAGUGGAAACCCAACGCACAACAAACCCGUGGCCGAACAACAGUUGGCUACUUCUGUUCUAGUUGAUCCAAAAUCUCGUGACCCUGGGUCCAAGGUUAUGGUGCCUGCCAAAGUUGAGAAGACAGCCUUACCAUCCAGUGGUCGCGACGUCGCGACGGGCAUCAAAGACAAGCAGAAGAAAGGUUGGGUUGUGACAACUGGAAACCAAAGCAAAGCCUCAACGGAGACAAACACCUCAAAGAACCAUGACAAGUCAGCUCGAUUUGAACCUUGCUGGGAGCUACGACCAGCUGAGGAUCUUAUUGGUUUGACAGUCUCUGCAUUUCGAGAUACCGAGGCCAAAAAUCCUGCAGAGCUUCUGAUGUUCAUGUCUGGAUCAACGCCACAGCAGGCUGAUCUUGUGGAAGCUCUGGCAUGGCUAUCUGCGGUGCUCUGCAAUGUUCCAAAACAGAAGUUCCCCAACGCCUGCAGCGUUCAACUUCGGGAAAUUAUUCGGAGUGACCACACGGCCUUUCAAGUCUCUCUUUCGCAUCAGGGAAUGCAUCUGAGAGCAACUGGAGAUUGUUGGGCUUCAUUGUUUCCCAGCACACCUUGCACUGUUGGAUUUCCAGUAUGUGCUCCAUCAGACCGCGCCACUGGACUCGAUCUGUCGUUCGAGUUAAUGUGUACUCUUUGCGGCAUUGAGUACGAAGUCGUCGAGAACGGAGGCGUUGUUCUCUAUGGCCAACAAUCAGUAGUCUAUCCGGUUUUCAAAGAGAAUAACUGCGUGCAGUGGCACUUCAUACCAUGUCAGGACACCUCAAUCAUUAACCACGCGCAAUGGGGUCAGAGGCUAUUGUGUGAUGACCUGGAUCUACUUCGAAACAUGCGCAGGCAUCUCCUUGGGCUAUGGAAUCAGCCAGAGAUUACUCUGGGAUCUGAUUGCAUUGAUUUCUCCAACCCCAAGCUCAAAUAUUCCGGUGCGAAGCCAAUGAACAACCUACUCACCAAAGACAACAUUACCGUCGGUGGCGCUAUUUCCCUUCCAAAAGUAUUGACUCUGAAUGGCGCAUACAAUUUCAAAAUCGCGAAAACCCGCAGAAACCAGUACAUGAAGAACUUUGAAGGCAAUCUACACCGAAUGAUCAAUUCUCCGGUCAUUCUCUACAACCCUGUAGAGAAGCGAGCAUGGAUGGUAUCUUUUGUUAGUGUCGUCCUUCAUCUUGCACGAUAUAGAGCCUGGCUGCAGCGCGAGCUAGGAUUUCGAAUUCCAGGGUGUGUCGCCGCAGCCGACGGAGGACGUGCUGCCUUUGGAAGCAUCCGCGAGAAUUACAGAUCUCCGUUGAAGAUUCCCAUGGAGAACGAGGAGCUUAGCGAAGACGAGCGCAAUCUGACUAUCAGGGACUACAUAGAGGAUGUUCUAGCUUCGCUUGACGUUGCUCGGCGCGAAUCUUCAAGAACAAGAGGAAUCUUCCGGGAGAGAAUUCUGGGGUUCGAAUUUGCGGAUAUUGCGAAGAUGAAGGAAAAUAUGACCAUGAGAAGGUGUAAUUUCGAUGCAGUGGCUACUGGCUGGGCACCCCUACUGGAUGCCGUCAGCAUCGUGCUUUUCUAUGAUGGGCUAUCUGAUCCUAUCGUUCCAUCUACCCAGUCUCAACGGGCGUGGGAGAGGGCGGGCCAUUGUGGUCGGACAAUGUGGCGAAGGGUGCCCGAAGGUUACAAUAUCUUAGCCGCAUCCUUGCCAUGCCUGGACUACAUGAGCGAGCACCUCAACACGGGACCGAAUAUACGUCGCUUGAGCUAUGACUACUGUUGGCAUUCUCCAUGUCCAAGGCUGUUCGACCUGUGUGCGAGAACGCGACACCAUAUUUGCAACCGCCUUCAGGAGCUGAGACCGGAUGGUCCUGACGUUGUUGGCCCUAUUUUGUCAGACGAAAAUAGAAAAAACGCCGCCGUGGCUUUCAGGUUCUCCACUGACAUGCAGACAAUUCAAGACCAUAAUCCGCCAGGGGUGGGAUAUACUCCGACACCUCCAGGGACGCCUUCCAGGAUACCUCCAACACCGUUAGCAUCUCUACCGCCCGCAAUAAGGGACGGGGCCUCGCUCGAGCCACCUCUGGAUACUGUGGGGCUAGACCGUACUGAUACACGUCGCGAAGCACGAUUGGCAGAUGAACCGGUGGCUGCUGCCCGGACUGAGAGAGUACGAAUUGAGCCGGGAGGACAGUCACAUACGGAAAUGCGUCAUCCCGGCGCUUCUCGAAGAUCGCGAGGUCCAGCCCGAGAGCAACGGAGGGUAGAACGUCGAAGAACAGCCCGAAAUGGCAACAUAGGACAGAAGUCCCGCUCGGGCGGAUUUUGGCUAUUUGGAAAAUGA
This is a messenger RNA of Rhinocladiella mackenziei CBS 650.93, 2934 nucleotides long. RefSeq lists its product as uncharacterized. The transcript has 3 exons. Bases 1 to 2934 code for a protein of 977 amino acids. Lineage: Eukaryota; Fungi; Ascomycota; Eurotiomycetes; Chaetothyriales; Herpotrichiellaceae. The record is from RefSeq and is a predicted model, not a curated record.